Paramecium primaurelia is the source of this 1589-nucleotide messenger RNA. Lineage: Eukaryota; Ciliophora; Oligohymenophorea; Peniculida; Parameciidae. The record is from the annotation of a GenBank genome assembly.
AUGGGUAACAAAAUGAUUGGUUGCAAUCAAUGCAAAAUCGAUACUCAUGGUAAAAAUAGAACACCAUCAUGGACUUUAUUAUCCUAAAAAACCACUAAUGACUGUAAAUUGGUUGUUGGAGAUGAAAUAAUCAUUCCAUCCAGCAAAUAAGCCUAAAGAGAAGCUGAAAAUAGAAAAAUUGUAUCAAUUUCUAGUGAUAAAAGAACUUUGACUUUGAAUGAGACUCUGAAUUUUAUUCAUGAAACAGUCUUAGAACAUUUUGAUGCAGUUGAAUUUUUAAGAAAGGUGGAGGUAGGAUGUUUGACCAGAAUUAUCAGAAUCUAAGGUGAUUAAAUGAAUUAUCAUGGAGUUCAUAUUUACAUUUAAGGAAAACAAAAUGAAGUCACUGAAGCAAAAUUGAAAAUGUAGAAAAGUAAAUAGUGUUCAAUAAAGAUAUUUAAAUAGAUUCCCAAUUAAUUUCAAUAAUGAUGGAGUAGUUUCAAACUCAUAUAUUAGAAGCAAUUACAUUCACAAUUCAAAUGCUCGUUGUAUAGAAUUAUAAAGUUUAUCACAUUUGGAUGUUACAUAUAACAUUUGCCACAACAUUGUUGGCCACACUAUCUACAUUUAAAAUGGUAAUGAAAUGUACAAAACUUUUGAACUCAAUCUUGUAGCUGUUGUUAAAUCAUCUUGCUAAUUAUAUCAAUCAGAUGCAACAGCAGCAGCCUUCUGAAUUACAAAUACUAAGAAUAUAUUUUUCAAUAAUAGAGUAGGUGGAGCAUAAUGGUUGGAUUCUAUUUAGCAUUUAAAUCAAAACCUUCUGGUGUUGCAUCUAAACCAAAUAUUAAUAUGAAUAAUAUGUUGGAGUGGAGAUAUUGCUCUUUGGGAUAAAAAUAUAAUAUAAAUUGUAAAAAAUUGCUAUCGAUCAUUUCAAUACAUAAGUUCUCAAGAAUCUGGUUUUCUAUUCAGAUUCAACUAUACUGUUUAAAGAGGAACAGAAAUCACAAAUUCCUUUCAAAUUAAAGUUAAGUUUCAGAAAUUCCAAAUCCCAAUACUUGUAACAAUGGUAACUAGUUCAAAGAUAGAACUACAUGAUUCUUUAAAAUUUUUAUCUCUGCCAAAUAAAGAAUACAACAAUAUUGAGUUGCACCAUCUGGAAUCUUCUGUAGGGAGACUUGCAUAUUUUUAUGACGUUCUUGUAAAAAUACAAAAGAAAUGAUCAGACGUUUCUAUAUGGCCAAAUGGUAGAUUACCAAUAGCAGGAGAAAAUGUAACAAUAUCUCAUGAAUACAUUAUCAUUAUUGACAUAGAAUUGCCAGAAUUUGAUACAAUUUUAAAUCUAGGAGAAUUAUGGUUUGAUAAUGGAAGAGCAGUUACUACAAUAUAAGCAAGAAAGAUCUUUGUAAGAAGCAAUUAAUCCAAAAUUCCAUUUUAAAGUGGUUUAUUUCUUAGCUAAAGCUUUAAUUAUGGAUAAGCAUACAUUAGAGAAUGUUCGAUCAUCAAUGUUUGGAUUAAAGGGCAUACAAUAAAUGGAUUGGCUCCUUCGAAGUGACCAGUUUUUCUCGCCCUUUUUAGUUACCAUUCAGGAACAAUGGGAGGGGUAAAAUUGA